Daldinia caldariorum is the source of this 2098-nucleotide messenger RNA. RefSeq lists its product as uncharacterized. NCBI's taxonomy places the organism in Eukaryota, Fungi, Ascomycota, Sordariomycetes, Xylariales, Hypoxylaceae. The record is from RefSeq and is a predicted model, not a curated record. The transcript has a single exon. Bases 121 to 1650 code for a protein of 509 amino acids. Gene Ontology annotation, cellular component: RNA polymerase I core factor complex. Gene Ontology annotation, biological process: transcription initiation at RNA polymerase I promoter; nucleolar large rRNA transcription by RNA polymerase I. Gene Ontology annotation, molecular function: TBP-class protein binding; RNA polymerase I core promoter sequence-specific DNA binding; RNA polymerase I general transcription initiation factor activity.
GCAAAAGCUCAGAAAUAUUAGAGCUAACUUACAAGAACUCACGAAUUGCACAUCUUUAAACUUUACAUCAAGUCAAAGUAAAAAGAAGGAAAAAAAAAAAAAAAAAAAAAAGAAAGCACGAUGGGACCGUUCGCUCUCCCGGUGCCGGGAUAUCGCCUCGGCGCGCACCAUCGCCUAAACAAGCGCAAGAAAACAGACGAUACCCACGGCAACGAAGAGGAGGAGGGGGAGGAGAUAUGGAUCGGAUCCGACUGGGGCACGCCCUCGUCCUCGCGCCUCCCCUCGGACUCCAUCAACCCCCUCAGCCACGGCCCCGACACCCUGCGGCAAUUCGCCGUCGCCGGGCUGUCGCCCGCGGACGAGAUCCCGUCGAAGGCGAACCCGUUGUUUCCGCACAAGCCGCUCCGGCCGGAGGGCGGCAGCGCGAGCCGCGGGAGACGCGGCGCGGGCAAAGAUACACACGACGGGGGAAGAAGCGCCGCGGAGAUGAUCUCCACGGCGCUCAAAACGGACGCCACUGCCUCGGCGCAGCAGCUCUCGGAACGCUUGCAGCACCUCGCCACGCUGACGACUAUCCUGCACCGCUGCCUGGCCGAGGGGGACUUGGCGCGCGCGAAGCGUGCCUUCGGGCUCCUCGUGCGCACCCGGGACGUGGAUAUCCGGCAGGCGGGGCUGUGGGCUAUCGGGUCGGAGAUCCUAAUGCGGGAGGGGGAACAGCAACACGAACACGAACAGGAGCAAAAUCCAGAGCAAGAGGGGCAGGAGUUUGGGUUUGGGUUUGGGUUUCGCCGGUGGGGCUCGGCGGCCAACGUAGAAAAGGUCAAGACGUACUUGGAGACGCUCGUCCAGCAGCACCCGCACGACGCGCACCGGCCGCACCUGACGAGCGCGCUGGACUUCUGGCCGGCGCUGUUCGGCGUCGAGGUGUACAACGUGGACGCGGAGCGGCGGGCCGCGGAGUUCAGGCUCGAGAAACAACUACAACAACUACAACAAGAGCAGCAAGAACAGGAACAGGAAUACGGCUUCGCGUACGGAGUCGAUGCGGACAUGGCGUAUUUGGACGAGGAGGCAUUCGCGACGCGCAGGGGGGGAGAGGAGGAGGAGCAGGGCCGCGAGCGACGCGGGGAGGAGGAAAUUCGCGCGGCCCGCGAGGAGAUACGCGCGCGCGCGCUCGCGGCCGCCGAGGCCGUCGCCCGGCAUAUGGACCAGGUGAUGGAGAACGCGCCGUACGGGGCGCACGGCGGACUGCUACGGCUGCGGGCGCACCUGGCGCUGUACGUGGGGGAUUUGUGUCUGCCGGCGCGGCUUAUAGACGACGACGACAACGAUAACGACAAUAACAACACGGAUGGUAGUAGUGGUAGUAGUAGCAGCAGGCGUAUUUCCAAGAAAAAGAAAAAGGGCGGCAAGAGUAAGAAAAACGGCGAGGACGAGCUGCGGAUGCGUGCGGAGACGGCGGAAGAGCACGCCGCGCUGGCGAGGAGGAGGGACGAGCGAGAUAGGGCUCGAGCGCUGUUUCGGAAAUUACUAGAUGGUGGACGAGGGGGAGAGGCGGAAGGAGAAGGGGGUGCGGAUAGUUGGGUAAGGAAGUUUGUGGAUGAGGACGAGGAUGACGAGAUGGAUGAGAGGGGCGAUGAUGAGUGGUAGUGGUAGUGGUAUGUGGUUGUUACCUAUUGUCUCUUAUGUGCAGAUACCCCGAACAAUAUGAACCAUUAUUUACAUGAACAACACAAAUACGUACUAGGUUACGGAUUUAUACCCCAUUGUCAUCGAUUAUCUAUCUAGCACAUAUAGAAAGGGGGUUCCGAUAGGAUCGCAAUUACAUCCCGCACAUUACCCAAAGCAGUACCUCGAUCUACUUUGCCAGACUCCCUACGACAUCUCAAGCAUGAGUAGACCCAAUCUAUUCAUUACAGGGAGAGUCUUAGAGCAAAUGGCUUAGCUCACGAUAAACGGCAUUAACCAAGUCAGUUCAUUUUGAUCAUACAACGAGACCUAGAGUACAAAGAAGCAAGCGCGGCACCCGAAGAGAGAAACAGAAAAAAAAAGUAGUUACCUACCUACCUAGGUACCUCCUAAGCAUAUAAUUGUUGUA